Messenger RNA from Cooperia oncophora, 612 nucleotides. NCBI's taxonomy places the organism in Eukaryota, Metazoa, Nematoda, Chromadorea, Rhabditida, Trichostrongylidae. The record is from the annotation of a GenBank genome assembly.
AUGCCGCGCGAGAAGUCGACAUCACGACGGUUCAAUGUCACCGCUGCGAGUUUAGACGCGUUCGUGACGCAGCUCUGUUUCUUACGGCGAUUCCGUGGAAAAAUGAACCGCUCACCUGUUUAUGUAAAAUCUAAAGACGUAGCAGAUCCAGCACUCACAUAUGACUCACCAAUUUCAACAUAUUUCACAAGAAGUACGAAGUUUCCUUCUGAAUAUGUUAUGGUUAGAGUGCCUUUCAAAUUAAAUGGUAAACAUUUAGAUGAAGACCCUUAUGAAACAUCAACGCCAUCUUCAAAAAGGCUUCAGCAGGUGUUACAUUUGGAUUUAUCACCAAUUCUGGACAGCGAUGGCAGUUUAACCAGUGUGUCAGAUCGAUCUUCAAAAGUCAUUGACGGUGUGCCUCCUUCACCACGCAACAGUGGGACUCCGAAAUCAACUGGACGGUCUCGAAUCGCCCGACUCGCGAUUUCUCCAAGAUCUGACAACGAACCGUCUCCAAAGACCCUACGGACACCAGGACGUGACGGAGACGGGUCAUAUCUUCAGACGCAUGAGGUGAGUACUCCAUCAUUUUCUGUUUCAUUUUCUUACCUGAUUUUCCCUAAUCGCUGA